Plutella xylostella (diamondback moth) is the source of this 1854-nucleotide messenger RNA. RefSeq names its product NFKB inhibitor interacting Ras like 1 (gene kappaB-Ras). Lineage: Eukaryota; Metazoa; Arthropoda; Insecta; Lepidoptera; Plutellidae. Gene Ontology annotation, molecular function: GTPase activity; GTP binding; GTPase activating protein binding. Gene Ontology annotation, biological process: Ral protein signal transduction; negative regulation of canonical NF-kappaB signal transduction. The record is from RefSeq and is a predicted model, not a curated record.
CUCUGUGUUUGACAUCAGUCAAACCGAAGACAGGAGCUAUUUCUCAGCUGAUGAAAAAAUGGAAAAAGUUAGAAAAAGUAUUGUAAAUAACGGGAAAUUUUACUAAAUUUCACAAUGGAAUAAAUUAGUAUUGCAAUGGUGUACUAUCAGUGUAUUUAGGACACUCAAAAGUCUUAUAAACAACUGUAAUUUCCACGAAGCGAAGCUGAUGAAGUAAUACGUAUCAGUAAAUUUGAUUUAUUUCUUUACUAUACUAUUAAUAUGGGGAAAACUAGCAAGGUUGUGAUCUGCGGUAUGCGUGGCGUUGGCAAGACGGCGAUAUUGGAGCAGCUGAUCUAUGGAAAUGUGAAUCUGAAGUCCUCCUUUUACCCAACCAUUGAAGACAUCUACGUCGCUAACAUCGAAACGGACCGUGGGACGAAGGAACGGGUGUGCUUCUACGACACAGCUGGACUGGAACCACCGCUCACAGGUAUUUAUCAAGGCCCCCCGCAGUCCCCGACGAUGCAGCUCACUGCCAACCAGGUGCUGCAGCGGCACUACCUGAACUUCGCCGAGGGCUACAUCAUGGUCUACGACUCCACCAAGCCCGAGUCUCUGGACGUGCUCAUGUACUUAAAGAAAGACAUUGAUAGAAAUAAGGAUAAGAAAGAGGUUGUAAUGCUGGUCAUAGGCAACCGCACUGGCCCCGAUGACAUCAACAGCCUCGAAAACUCAUGUUCCAAAGCUGCCAACUGGUGCUCAAGAGAAAAGAUCCGCCACUUCGAAGUCACUGCCAUGGACCGGGCAUCUCUGUAUGAACCUUUCAUAUUUCUAACUUCAAAACUCAAUCCGGUACAAAACAAGACCGCAUUUCCACAGCUGAGCACGCUCAGCAAAUUGACUCAGAAGAAUAACAGGAACGACAUGUAACAGUACGUCUUUAAUCUGUGUCCCUUCUGCACCCAGCCUUAGUUACUUGCGGUAUAGAAAUUUAUGGGAAUACAUGCUGGAUUUGUGGGUUUUAGUGACCAGACCACCAUGUCAUAUUGCACUGCCAAAGGAUACUUAGCUCCUGGAGCCAUAGCAUGGAGCGCAGGACAAGCUGUGACAUAAUUUAUGCGCGAUAAAUUAUUCGUGAGAGAACAACCGAAACCUACAGAUAAUACAGUAUGUAUUUCAAUCUACCGCUUGUACCUUCGGGGUUGAUCACUUCAUAAUCUCACUGUCUGUUCAGUUGCUGUUCUUAUUAUUAUUAUUUUAAUUAUUUGGUUCCUGAUUGACAUGACAAUAUUUGUCCGCUAUGAAUUUUAUUAUUUGACUUUUAAGUUUUAACUUGUAUUAAUUUAGCUGUAGUUAGAAAAAUCAGGGUAGAUAUAAAAAGCAUUUUAUUCACACUGCAUACUGUGCAUAAUAUAAUUUUUCGUCAUAUAACGCUUAUACAGGAUGUCCCACCACCACGCCACCUGAAUGGGAAAUAGUACUUAUGUAUGUUAAAUACUGAAAUUAGGGCAUAUCACUGAAAAUAAGAAAACAAUACAAACUGCAUUCAAAGAAUUUGACAUAAAAGCAUGGCCCAGAAAUCAAACCCGAAAAUGUAAAUAAAAAUAUUCCACUUUUUAAGUUAGAAAACAUAAAACUUUAAUUUACUCACGUAUUUGAAAUGUACUUAUGUAAUUCCUAACUGGCUUGAAUCUCAGUAGUUUAUUUAUUUCAAUAGAAUUAGUUGCUAGCCCCAUUCUAAAAUAUACUUUAUAUCAUCUCAUGAUGCAUUGAUAAAUAAAAGGGGCAUAGAUUAAAAUAUUAGGAAACUACCUCCGAUGGUAGACUUAUGAAGUAUUAGAGUAGGUGACUGAUUAUUUUCUUGUGUUUUUC